AGCCGUCCUGUCUGCUCGCCCACACUCGGCGACAACGAGCUGAAUCAGCCAGCGCGGAUUUAAAGUUCGAAAGACAAUGUCAAACUCGGGAAGCUCGUCAUAGACCAAUCCUUGCUAGAGCCGCCUGGCGACAGAGAGAGCAACGAUGAAGGAAGCACGUCGAUUCGUUCAGGCGGGGUUGCAUGCGCUGCUUGUGCUCGACGGCUUGGCACUUGCGCUUGCCCUGCCAAGCAGCACCGCGGAUGUAAGUCCAGCUCAGUCUGACGGCUUCGUCCGGAGACACGAAGGCCAUCAUGCGUCCAAAGAGCAGAGUAUGCAAGCGGACACAGUCUCGUUGGCAGAGCAGCCGGCUGCUAGCUCCGGCUCAGUUGCAUCAAGUCCGUCGACAAUGUCGCAUUCCCAAAUGUCUGGCGGACACCAUCAUGGCAAUUCGCACGUUGCUCCGUUACUAGAGCUCAAUGAGACAGACGUACUGCUCUGGCACGGCCCAGAUCCAAUCAGCUACUGGUCUUACGACGGGCAAGAAGGCGACCGGCACGCCAGUCGAAUGACAGCUCACGUCGUCCUCAUGCUCUUCGCCUUCUUCAUCUUGUUGCCAAUAGCUCUCAUGAUGAAGACGGCACAUCAUCCGCUCUAUCUGCCCGUGCAGAUCAUCUUCAUGCUUGUCAUGAGCGUCGGCGUUCUGCUGUCCAUCUCUUACAGGGCAGCAACGCCGGACUUAUUCGAAGGCAAUGCACAUCGGAAGAUGGGCUGGUUUGUCAUUGGCCUCGUCUACGUACUUUUCGGUGCAGACUUGAUUAGAUCAGCGCACCUCGCUCUACAGACGCGUCGAUCCGGCCAGUCAUGGCGCUCGGUCCUGCUCGUCCUCCUCGGUGCUAAAGCCGUCACAGCGGACGUGACUGCAGGCGAAGGAUACGAGAAAGUCCAACUCAGCGAAGAGGCCAGUCCGGCCGAUCGUGGUCAUCUGCAUCGCGCACUAGAACAUGAACCCACUACCCGUCUCAGAUGCGAGACGAAUGUGCUCGGAUCACCGCUCAGACGUUCCCACAGCCCGGACAGUCCAAGCUCGGCCGGUAGACGAUCGGACGUCACUUUGCACGAUUCGCACGGCAAUAAAGACUUUGCGCCUACUCAUUCGCCUUCCAGCGAGCGAGACGAUGCAGAUCUUGACGAUACGGAGUCGAUACCUGCCAGACGGCGGUUGCAAUCUACACUCAAAUAUUUGCAUAUCUUCUUGUCGCGCUCAUUGCUCGUCCUCGCUUAUGUACAGAUGCUGACGGGUAUCAUCACCUACACCGGCACGUGCAGAAAUAAUUACGGCAAUGGAUGUUUGGCACAUCUUAUCAAAGGCUCCAUCUUCUUCUGGUACGGCUUACUGACUUUCGGUCGAUACCUCGGCGCUUUUGCGGAUCUCGGAUGGGCUUGGAAUCGCAAACCCGUCUCGAAGCAGCAUACAUGGCGGGAGAACUUUCCAUCGGCAGAGAUGGUCGAGUCCUUUGUCAUUUUCUUCUAUGGCGCGACCAAUACUUGGAUGGAACGGUUUGGUGCUGCGCCCGGCGAGCCUUACAACAUCAAGACGAUUCAGCACAUCAGUAUUGCCGUCAUGUUCUGGUUCGCUGGUCUUGCGGGCAUGCUACUCGAAUCAAAGUCUGUUCGCGCCCUGCUUGCCACCCCAGUGCAGGAGCGAUACAACCUCAAUCCUUCUCAAGUCAGACCACCGCCAUCGUAUGCCUUCAGCUUCAAUGUCUUCCCUGCGCUGGUCAUUGGCGUAACAGGUCUAGCAAUGGCAGCACAUCAUCAGACAUACCAAUUCCAAGUAGUCAUACACCAGCUCUGGGGCAACCUGCUCGCUGGCUUUUCCGCCUUCCGAUUCCUGACUUACUUCUUCCUCUGGCUCCGGCCGCCAACGUCAGUCCUACCUUCACGUCCGCCCACAGAAGCAUUGGCAGCGCUCUUCCUCACAUGCGGCGGCGUUGUGUUCAUGCUCUCAACUGAGCAAGUCGCUUUUGCAGCCAUGCGGAGUGGCUACGAUGAUGUGAUGGCCUUUCUCAACAUCACCGUUGCACUUGUCUGCUUCAUCUUCACCUGGAUCGCCGUCUUGAUGACGCUCAAGGGCUGGUGUACACGCCGCAUGGCCGCGAUCGUCCGUCCACCCCACCCUAGACCAUCCACACACCAACACGCUGACAAGUUCUACCGCUCACGCGUCAGCAGCACUGUCUAGACCAUCCCCAUCACUCUACCAUGCUCAUCGAUGAUGUAAAACACUAAUGUUACUCUUAAUGCACAAUUAAUACGAGGUUGUAUGCCUCUUGCCGCCUAGAUCGGCAGAGGUACAUUGGCCAGGUCAAAGGCCUCGUGCUCAGCCAGACUCUCGGCAUAUUGGGUGAGAUCCGGUGUAUGAUC
Molecule: messenger RNA, 2406 nt
Organism: Mixia osmundae IAM 14324
Lineage: Eukaryota; Fungi; Basidiomycota; Mixiomycetes; Mixiales; Mixiaceae
Exons: 3
Coding region: 146-2224 (692 amino acids)
Source: RefSeq, a predicted model, not a curated record